This is a messenger RNA of Arxiozyma heterogenica, 480 nucleotides long. RefSeq lists its product as uncharacterized. The coding region runs from base 1 to 480 and encodes 159 amino acids. The record is from RefSeq and is a predicted model, not a curated record. The transcript has a single exon. Lineage: Eukaryota; Fungi; Ascomycota; Saccharomycetes; Saccharomycetales; Saccharomycetaceae.
AUGAUAUCUCCACUUACCACAAACUCAGAGAUUAACUGUAAUGUAAAUAAACAAAUUGAAACUUCCUACACAAACACAAUAUUAGCCCCUAAUGAUAAUACAGAUGAACCGUUCUCUUUUUCCAAAUUGGUUGAAAACUCUGACUCAAGUUUUGAAUUGAAUGAUCUUAAGUAUCAAUACUUGUUAAAACUUAUUGAAGUUAAUAGUGCGACACUUUCAAAUGAUACAGAAGGUAUUCUCAAUUUUUUCAUUAGUAAACUUUCCAAGGACGAGCUUAAAAUGACUUUCCCUGAAUGGCUUUCUUUUACUGUUGAUCAACUAACUAAGAAUUACAAGUAUCAUAUAAAUAGAAAACUAGAAUUAUUGGAUAGGGAAUAUUUGCAGACGGUGAGCACUAUAGAUGGCUUGAAUACAAGCAAUGAACAUGAUUUGAAUACAUUACAAUCACUAGUUCAUUUUUUAGAAAACUACGAUAAUUGA